AUGAGAAUCAUCUGGUUGAUGUCCUUUUUCUCACUGGGACGUACGCUGUCCCAGGAUGAAUCAUCUGCCGCUGGAAUGCAUUGGGUCUCGACUUGGACGGCAGCCUCACGUGAUGUUGGCGGCACCAACCUCCCUCCCAGUCCCUACGGUGGCUCUUCUGUCACGGUACAGUUCAAAAAUACCACGAUUCGACAGACAUUCCGCUCUUCCAUUGGUGCCGGGCGGAUUAAAUUUAAGUUAUCAAACCAAUUCAGCAAGCAGCCUUUGCCCAUCACGGCGGCGUCCAUAGCCCUGCCAAAGGACGGCGCGACCGGAACAGCGGAUAUCCAAUCAUUGUCAGCCAAAGAGCUUACCUUUGCCGGCGCUGCAUCCGUUGUGCUGGCACCGGGUGAAAUUAUCUACUCAGACGCCAUCGAAUUCAACCUUCGGCCGCUGUCGACCAUUGCACUCUCGUUAUACUUGAGGGAUGGCCAGUCCGGCACGGUGCUCACUGGACAUCCAGGUAGCCGCACCACGACCUGGCUCCAGACAGGAAACGCAGUUAAUGCUACAUCGGUCGCUGAACAAAGCAUGAUCGGCUGGUUCUUCGCCGCGCAAAUAGAGGGCUGGGUGACUGGAGAUCAUCGCGGGCUGGUUGCCUUGGGCGACAGCAUUACAGACGGUCUUGGCAGCGAAACGAACAAGAACAAUCGAUGGACCGACGUUCUCGCCGAAAGGCUUCAGCAGACUGGCAUGACAUCUCUAGCAGUCAACAAUCAAGGCAUUGGAGGCAACGCAGUUGUUCAAGGGGGCUUGGGCCAGACACUCCUCAAACGAUUUCAGAGAGAUGGGGUCAGCCAAUCUGGCGCCAAAUACCUUCUCAUAUUCGAGGGGGUAAAUGAUUUGGGGUACUCCGGGUUGGACGCUGCCUCACAAGAACAGAUGUUUGAGAAUCUCACCAGGGCAUACACCGAUCUCGUCUUUCAAGCUAGAGCCGCGGGGCUCAUCACUAUUGGCGCAACUAUCACUCCGUUUGGGGGUAGCGGCUAUGCGCAUCCCUUACGGGAAGCAACUAGAGUCAGGAUUAACGAUUGGAUCCUCAAGCAUAGUACGUAUGACCAUACUGUGGACUUUUCAGCAAUGGUUGGAAAUGGAAGCGAUAAGCUAUUGCCUGAGUACAGCUCAGACGGUCUUCAUUUAAGCGUGGCUGGCUAUAAGCAAAUGGGUGAACGGUUCCCCCUCGAAAUACUACAGUAG
This is a messenger RNA of Colletotrichum orchidophilum, 1236 nucleotides long. RefSeq lists its product as uncharacterized. The record is from RefSeq and is a predicted model, not a curated record. The transcript is spliced from 3 exons. NCBI's taxonomy places the organism in Eukaryota, Fungi, Ascomycota, Sordariomycetes, Glomerellales, Glomerellaceae. The coding region runs from base 1 to 1236 and encodes 411 amino acids.